Molecule: messenger RNA, 2186 nt
Organism: Ricinus communis (castor bean)
Lineage: Eukaryota; Viridiplantae; Streptophyta; Magnoliopsida; Malpighiales; Euphorbiaceae
Product: cysteine-rich receptor-like protein kinase 15
Exons: 6
Coding region: 64-2124 (686 amino acids)
Biological process (GO): protein phosphorylation
Molecular function (GO): ATP binding; protein kinase activity
Source: RefSeq, a predicted model, not a curated record
AUCAUCCACUCUCUUUAUUGCUUAAAUUAGCGACACAGCACAACUAUCUCUAAGAAUGACAAAAUGGACAAAUCUACACUUCCAGAUAUGCUUUUCCUGGUUGUACCAAUUUUAAUCCUAUCUAAUUCUGUAGCUGCAAAUCCUCUAUUCACAGAUUGUUCACAUGGUACAACUGCAGAAAACUAUACUCUCAACAGCCCAUUUGAAAAUAACCUCAAGCUUCUUUUUCAGAACUUAACUUCUAUGACUCCCUUAACAGGCUUCUACAACACUUCUAUUGGAGAAAGCCCUGAUAGAGUUCAUGGGCAAGCACUUUGCAGAGGAGAUAUUCAUGCCACAGCUUGCCGAACUUGCAUCGAGAACGCAGUUCAAGAACUUGUAAAGAUUUGCAAGAGUAAAGAUGCAAUCAUAUGGUAUGAAUCGUGUCAAGUUCGAUACUCUUUACGAAUGUUCUUCUCGAUGCAAGUUUACACUGGGAAAUAUGUUGAUUGGGAAACUCAGAAAAAGAUGAUAUCGAACCCAGUUCAUUUUUAUGAUGUUUUGAAGUAUUUAUUGAAUAACAUCUCGAAUAAGGCCGCAUUUAGUCCUUCAGAGAAGAUGUUUGCUACCGGAGAAGUGAAAUACUCGCAGAAGGACACAAUAUAUGGUCUUGUUCAAUGCACUAGAGACAUCGAAGGAGAUGAUUGCCGUAGUUGUUUGGAUCAAGCUUUUGGAGAUCUUUGUGGUUGCUGCUAUUCUAGACAAGGUGGGAUUAUUGUUAGCAGGAAUUGCAACGUGAGGUAUGAGCUGUACAGCUUCUACAAUUCAUCAAGAAAUCUACUAACGUACCCCACUCCGAACGGGGAUAAAUGGAAGGCUUGGAUGAUUGCUCUUGCUCUGUGCAUACCAACUGUAGUAAUUGCAGUUCUCAUUGGAUCUUGCAUUUUCUUUCACUGUCGGAAAGGAGGACAGGAAGAAGAAGAUGAGAAGAAAAGCCAGCUUGCAUUAUUACAGGAUCUGGCAAGCCCUAAAGGUAUGUCAAUGACAGGAGCAAAUGAUUUGGUGAGUUCGGAGGGACUAAUUUUCUUGGAUCUAACUACUAUAAGGGCAGCUACAGACAAUUUUUCUUAUUCGAAUAAGCUUGGGCAAGGUAGUUUUGGCACUGUGUUCAAGGGUGCUUUACCCGAUGGAAAGGAAAUAGCCGUUAAAAGGUUGUCAAGGAAGUCAUGGCAAGGCUUAGAGGAGUUCAAGAAUGAAAUCAUAUUAAUCGCAAAACUUCAACACAGGAACCUGGUCAGGCUCUUGGGAUGUGGCAUAGAAGGAGAGGAGAAGCUGCUAGUUUAUGAGUUCAUGCCCAACAAAAGUCUUGAUCUCUUUAUUUUUGAUUCUGAAAGGCGCAAACAACUUGAUUGGAAGACAUGCUACAACAUAAUAUGUGGAAUUGCUAAAGGACUUCUUUAUCUACACGAGGAUUCCAGACUUAAAAUCAUCCACAGGGACCUUAAGCCUAGCAAUGUAUUAUUAGACAAUGAAAUGGUUGCCAAGAUUUCAGAUUUUGGAAUGGCAAGAAUUUUUGGCGAAGACCAGCAUACAGCUAAUACUAGACGAGUUGUAGGAACAUAUGGAUAUAUGUCUCCAGAGUAUGCAAUGGAGGGGCUAUUCUCUGUAAAAUCAGACGUUUUCAGCUUUGGUGUUAUGAUGCUAGAGAUCAUAAGUGGGAAGAAAAAUAAUGGCUUUUACAUUACAGAGCUCGCCCCUACGCUCUUAGUAUAUGUAUGUAUAACUUUCCCUCAAUGGAAAUUUCCAUUUCAAGCAAGUAAUUCAAAUUCUUCAUUGUAUUUACAGGUAUGGCAACUGAGGAAUGAAGGAAAAGAACUGGAAUUUAUAGAUCCUUUAUUGAUAGAAAAAGUUCCAAUAGCAGAAGUUGUGAGGUGUAUACAUAUUGGACUUUUAUGUGUACAGGAAGAUCCAGAAGAUAGACCCACCAUGUCAUCGGUAGUAUUAUUAUUGGGAAGUGAACCAAAUGCUCUUCCUGAGCCAAAACAGCCUGCAUUUUCAGUGGGUAGAAUGUUUUCAAUUGAUAGGCCUUCAACAACUGUUCCUUCUGUAAAUCAGAUCAUAGAUUCUAUUAUCUUACCAAGGUGAAUCUUGAUUAGAUCAACUAUUCGUUUGUGUAUUCUGGAUCAAUAACACAAAAAUUUUUCUUC